This is a messenger RNA of Mastomys coucha (southern multimammate mouse), 4698 nucleotides long. RefSeq names its product ATP/GTP binding protein like 1 (gene Agbl1). The record is from RefSeq and is a predicted model, not a curated record. Gene Ontology annotation, biological process: protein side chain deglutamylation; proteolysis; C-terminal protein deglutamylation. The coding region runs from base 312 to 3668 and encodes 1118 amino acids. NCBI's taxonomy places the organism in Eukaryota, Metazoa, Chordata, Mammalia, Rodentia, Muridae. The transcript is spliced from 23 exons. Gene Ontology annotation, molecular function: metallocarboxypeptidase activity; zinc ion binding.
CUCUAGGCUCCUGUAUGGGUCUGGUGGUGGGUGAGUGACUCAUGAGGGUGCCCUCCCUACCCCUACAUCCAAAUGCUCAGCCCUUCGGAGAGCCAGGGCUCACCUAAUCCCCACAGUGGGAGUCAGGGGGUAUCCACGCCUGUGCUGGAGGCUAAGGUUGCACAGUGGUAACUUCACACUCUGCAGCAUGUGUAGCUGAGGCCUCUGCAGAGCAGUCUUCUGCAAGGCAGGCAGCGAGGACAUCUUGGCAGGCAUCAUCUCUCUAGCCAGAAUCCAGCCUCAGGCAGUGGUGCCCCAGGACCUGAGCAGAGAUGGCUGAACAAGAGGGCAGUGGCCUGCAGAUGCUGCUGCACACGCUUCAGAACUCCUCUGAUAAGGCAUCCAUCCUGGCCAUCCUCCAAGUCCUCAGCGAUCUGCUUUCUGUUGGCACAGACCGGAGGAUUUAUUAUAUGAUCAGCAAAGGUGGCAGCGAAGCCCUUCUGCAGACUCUGGUGGAUACAGCAAGGUCAGCUUCUCCUGACUGGGACAUCCUCCUGCCUCUCUUCAGGCUGCUGGCUAAAGUUGGCCUAAGAGAUAAGAAGUUUGGACAGAAGGCACUAGAAUUAGAAGCUCUUGAUGUGACCUUGAUUCUGGCCAGGAAAAACCUGUCUCAUAGCCAGAACCUCCUGCACUGUCUCUGGGCAUUGCGCGUGUUUGCCUCCAGGGUAACCACGGGAGCCAUGCUGGGAAUUAAUGGAGCGAUGGAACUGCUCUUCAAGGUCCUUUCUCCUUAUACCCGAAAGCACACCCGGAAAAUCAGGGUAGCCACAGAAGUUUUGGCAGCAUUGCUGAAAUCCAAGUCUAACAGCCGCAGGGCAGUGAACAGAGGCUACGUCAACAGCUUGCUCAGGCUGCAUCAGGACUGGCACAGCCGCGAUGUGACCAAUACCUAUGUGAUGAUCCGCCAUGGGCUUCUGCUCUGCCUCAGGCACAUUGUCGCCCUCCGGUCAGGCAGGGAGGCCUUCCUGGCAGCCCAAGGCAUGGAGACUCUCUUCAGUAUUGCACAGACCUGCCUGGAGAACAAGAACAUGGAACUUGUGAUCUCUGCUGUGAUUCAGAUCCUCAGGCAGUGUUACCCUGCAAGUCGGCUUCCCCUGGUCACAGCCAGCAGUGCCUACACCUUCCCAGCCCCCGGGAGCACCAGCUCAGAGCUUCCAUGCCAUCUAACUGAAGAAGAUUUUGAUGAUGAUGGUGAUGAAGAGAUGGACAAAGACUCAGAUGUGGAAGCUAUGAAAGAAGAUGAUGACUUGGAAACUGAUAUGAGCAAACUUAGUUCUAAACCUGGUCUUGACCUACCUGAGGAGGAAUUUGCACAGUAUAAUGCAAUGUGUCCUGAGCUAUCCUGUAGCUUUGAGGAACUAGAACCCAAGUAUGGAGAUGAUUUGAACAUCAAAGACACUCUGCAUGCCAAUCACCACCACAUUCCAAGUGCUGCUUCUCUAAGACACUGUUUCAACAGGGAGCCCAGCUCUUGGCGACAAGACACAGUCCACACAUCCAUUCUGCACAUGGUGAAGACAGGGAAGUCCAGUGUACAGUCAUCCUCAAAACAAAGAUCUGCGACAAAUGUGAACCAAAGCAUACAACAAAAUGGUUUGGAGAUCGAUUCUUCUGGAGAUGAUACCUCUGACAUUCAGGCUUCCUUAGAACAAGCUGCUUGGGACAUAGAAGCAAUUUCUUGCCCAAGGAUAACUGCCUCAUUUUCCAAUUCUACUAAGCCAGAAGAAAGCAACGAAGCUGUAGAGAAGCUUCUGCACACACAUGCCAAGCACAUACCUUUCCAUGAUCCUCAUCUUUAUCUGACUAAUGCUAUGCAGACAAGAUCUGCUGCGGGGGGAUUCAAGACAAUGGCAUUUCCUGAUCUCUGGGGGCACUGUCCACCUCCCACUGCUCAACCCAUGCUGGACCGCAAACUGGGAGUACAGAGGAUCAAGAUACUUGAGGAUGUCCGGAGGCUCCUCCAGCCAAGUGAUAUUAUAAACAAAGUUGUCUUCAGUUUAGAUGAGCCCAGGCCUUUGCAAGGCAGCAUUUCCAAUUGCUUAAGGUUCCACUCCAAGUUUGAAUCAGGAAAUCUUCGUAAAGCCAUCCAAGUGCGUGAGUUUGAGUAUGACUUGUUGGUGAAUGCUGAUGUGAAUAGUUCCCAGCACCAGCAGUGGUUCUACUUCAAGGUGAGCGGCAUGAGGGCCGCUGUCCCUUAUCGCUUCAACAUCAUCAAUUGUGAGAAACCCAACAGCCAGUUCAACUAUGGAAUGCAGCCGACCCUGUAUUCUGUGAAAGAGGCUCUUCUUGGCCGACCUGCCUGGAUACGGACAGGUUCUGAAAUUUGUUACUACAAAAAUCACUACCGUCAGAACACAGCUACCAUGGAUGGAGCAUCCGGGAAGCGCUACUACACCCUCACCUUUGCUGUUACCUUCCCACACAAUGAGGAUGCCUGCUAUCUGGCCUAUCACUAUCCCUACACCUACUCCGCCCUCAUGACUCAUCUUGGAAUUCUGGAAAGAAGCAUUGACCACAGGGAAGUCUACUUCCGGCAUGAUGUUCUUUGCCAAACACUGGGAGGGAAUCCAUGUCCACUGGUGACAAUCACUGCCUUUCCUGAAUCGAACAGUGCUGAGCAUCUGGAGCAGUUCCGCUGUCGUCCAUAUCAGGUGAUAACAGCCCGAGUUCACCCAGGAGAGAGCAAUGCAAGCUGGGUGAUGAAGGGAACCUUGGAGUUCCUAGUCAGCAGUGACCCUGUGGCAAAGCUCCUGAGGGAAAACUUCGUGUUCAAGAUCAUCCCUAUGCUCAACCCGGAUGGUGUCAUCAAUGGCAAUCACAGAUGCUCACUGAGAGGCGAGGAUCUCAACAGACAGUGGCUCUUUCCCCAAGCUCAUCUCCAACCAACCAUCUACCAUGCCAAAGGUCUCCUGCACUACCUAAGCAGUACUGGCCGGGGGCCUGUGGUCUUCUGUGAUUUUCAUGGUCACUCCCAAAAGAAGAAUGUAUUUCUUUAUGGUUGCAGCAUGAAAGAAACUUUGUGGCAAGCAGGCUGCACUGUGGGUGAAUCUGCCCUCUUGGAGGAUGUCAGCUACAGGACACUUCCUAAAAUCCUGGACAAGCUAGCACCAGCAUUCACCAUGAACAGCUGCAGCUUUCUGGUGGAAAAAUCACGAGCUUCCACUGCCCGAGUAGUGGUGUGGAGAGAGAUGGGGGUUUCCAGAAGCUACACCAUGGAGAGCAGCUACUGCGGCUGCAACCAAGGCCCCUAUCAGGGUCUACAGUUUGGUACUGGAGAACUGGAAGAAAUGGGAGCCAUGUACUGCUUGGGUCUUCUCAUCUUGGAACUCAAAUCUGCAAGCUGUAGCCAUAAGCUCUUGGCUCGAGCUUCAACUCUGCUGAACGCAGAUGUUCUGGAACACUACCUCCAGCGGUGCAGUAGCAGCAGCAGCAGCAACAACAACAGAACCUCUGAGGUAGAUGAUGAGCCAGCUUGCAUGGAGGAGAUUGACUACAGUACAGACAGCAACUCAGACUCAGAACAGUACUUCACUGAGCUGGACCAGCAGAUCCAGGAGUGUGCCUUCAACAAGGAUGAAGAAGAGGAAAAAGAAGAAGGGACCGGAUGGAGAAGAAGAUCUGUCCCCUAAUCUUGAGGUUCAGUGUCAUCUCUGUAUCUCUAGCCAUUGUACUAGUGGCUAUCACAUGGCAUUUUCUCUAUUAGAUAUAUAGCACCUAAGCCAGUAGAAAAACUAGUCUGGGUGUUGUUCUACCUUUUACCAUCCAUAGACACUAAGUAUGUGAUAAUUAUAAGAUUUUAUGUACACAGCAUGCUAUCAUUACACUUUCAAUUAGACUUGGGUGAUAUUUUCAGGUUUGCAUUGGGUCCUCUUUUCACUGACCUCCAAGCUUCACCAUUCUUGGACCUGACACAGAAGGAGACUGUGAACAGAGAAGAGCGCUUUCUUCUUGGAUUCUCAAAAGGAAUCCUAAACAGUUAAGUUGCUCUAAAUAUGAAUGUUUUCCCCAGAUUGUAGCAUCUGAGCUUACAGCAUGGACACCAAGCCUCCUAUGAUCUUGAAAGGCUUGGUAUUUCUUCAACCUGGGUAAUCCAACAUAAAAGCCUGUGAAACCAAAUCACGGCACGUAUUGCCUUCUAUGUUCCAUAAGUGUACAUUUUACAGAGGCUGGAGAAGCCAGAGGCUGGACUAUCUUCUGUGGUAAAGGACAUGAUGAAUGCUUUUCACAAAUUUCAAACUUGUACCUCUUAAGCCAUUUAAACACACGCUGGAGAUACAAGAUGUGCUGGUAAAUCCAUUCAUUAUAGAAUCAGAGAGACAGAUGUGGUUCAUAUCUUGCAUCUGGCAGUGGCUUGUUCUGAAAAUGUAAGCAAGUAAUUAAAUUUCCAUGAACUUCAGGGUUUUUAUAUGUGCCUUGGGAAUGGACAUAUCUAUAUCACAAAGUUAUGGUAAAGAUGAAAUGAGAUCAUAUAUGAAAAUGUGCAACUUGGCAUCUGCUACAUGCUAACACUAGCUCACAGCACAUUUCUCAACCAAAACAGAGAACUCUAUGUGAUUAUUUGUAUGGUUUUGAGCAAACCUUCUCUUGGGUCUGGGGUCACAUGUUGGCAAUGUAUUCCAUGCUAGAAGAGAUUCAUUUGUAGCAAAGGAAGACACAGAG